UUUAAAUUCCUCAACAAACAAAAGCGUGGCUUCAAAUCUUAGCUAUCAUUUCAUAGAAUCUCAAUCGGCAGAAGCUUUCCCCUCUCAUCUUCAACUCUUUAACGAUUGCUGCAUGUAAGAGAUUGUCUUGUCGGAUUCAAAGGUCGAAACUUUUUGCGUAGCUGCUACUGUUUCCUCCCAGAAGAAGGUUUACAAUGGGAGAGGAGCAUCAGAGAAAGAGGUCUCGACAACAUUUUGAAGCAGAGGAGGCCAGACACUUAUCUUUGCGGGAAUGCGAAACGUCAAAGUGGUAUUUCAGCAGGGAAGAGAUUGAGCGUUCCUCUCCAUCUAGAAAAGAUGGGAUUGACCUGCCCAAGGAGUCGUUUCUACGGUCUUCUUAUUGCUCAUUCCUUCAAAGACUUGGCAUGCAGCUUCAUGUGUCCCAGGUUACAAUAGGAUGUGCUAUGGUGAUGUGCCACCGGUUUUACAUGCGCCAAUCUCAUGCAAAAAAUGACUGGCAGUAUUUGCAGACGAUAGCAACUGCCAGUCUGUUCCUCGCUUGCAAAGCUGAAGAUGAGCCGUGUCAACUGUCCAACGUUGUUGUUGCAUCUUAUGAAAUAAUCUUUGAGUGGGAUCCUUCUGCCUCAAUUAGAAUUCAUCAAACUGAAUGCUACCAUGAAUUUAAAGAAAUUAUUUUGGCCGGGGAGAGGCUUCUGCUGGACACAAGUGCUUUCCAUCUCCUAGACGUUGAACUUCCCUACAAACCUCUGGCUGCAGCCUUGAAUAGGCUGAACGCUUGGCCUGACCUUGCAACAGCUGCUUGGAAUUUUGUGCAUGACUGGCUUCGAACGACACUGUGUUUGCAGUACAAACCCCAUGUUAUCGCAACUGCCACUGUGCACCUAGCUGCCACGUUUCAGAACGCGAAAGUUGGCAGCAGGAGAGAUUGGUGGUUGGAGUUUGGAGUAACCACCAAGUUAUUAAAAGAGGUAAUCCAGAAGAUGUACAUGCUGAUCGAAGUGAACAGAAGGAGGGCUAUGCCACCUCCAAGAAGAGAAGUAGCUUGGGCAGUACCUACAGUCAUAAAGCCGCCGGUCCAUUUUGCUAGAGGCUACCCGUUUCACAGCUACCCUAUGCAGUCCUAUAGACAGCCUGGCAUCUGGUGAGCGAUACUUCAGCAGCCUGAAGAUGCAAUCUCCCUUGUAGUCUUGAGUUUGUGGAUAAACAAAAGGAGAUUCUGCGGAGUCUCAUGAGAGAGGCAGUGUAAGGUUAUAUAGCAAUCCGAGUGAGGUGUUUUUGGCUAAGUUAAGCCUCUCAGGUGUGAGCAUCUCCACCAAAGUGAUUCUCUUCUUGUUUGUUCUGUUACAUAGAGAUUAUGUAGAAUUAUUGGUUAUACAAAUAUCCACUUCCUUACUAUUAUACUAGAUUAUUGUAUGUCCGGAAUCUAUAUGUUGGGUUUCUUCGUAUUAUAUAUUUUUAACUUCUUCUCA
This is a messenger RNA of Brassica oleracea var. oleracea, 1469 nucleotides long. RefSeq names its product cyclin-T1-3-like. Lineage: Eukaryota; Viridiplantae; Streptophyta; Magnoliopsida; Brassicales; Brassicaceae. The transcript has 7 exons. Gene Ontology annotation, molecular function: cyclin-dependent protein serine/threonine kinase activator activity. The coding region runs from base 195 to 1145 and encodes 316 amino acids. Gene Ontology annotation, cellular component: cyclin/CDK positive transcription elongation factor complex; nucleus. Gene Ontology annotation, biological process: regulation of transcription by RNA polymerase II; positive regulation of DNA-templated transcription, elongation. The record is from RefSeq and is a predicted model, not a curated record.